AUGAGACUGUUACAAUCGCUUGGUGUGAUCGCCAUUGCCCUCUCUUCUGUCGCGACUGCCGCAAGCUUGUGGACCUUUGACGAUGCGACGUUGCAGAUCGCAACCAAGGGCGCAGAGCCAGUGAAGCAGAAACUCAACGCAGACUCGCCAGUCUCUUCUUCCUCACCAGUCACACUUCCUGCCGCAUCGACGCUGAAGAUUCUCCUGACCGCGAAGGAGGGCAAGACUGGCAAGCGACCGCACCAAGCCUUCCUUACCCUGCAAGAUCCCGAUACUGGUUUGGAAGAGUCGCUGGCAUUCAGUGUGAAGGAUAAUGGCAAGGCGACUGUCGCCGUGGCUCCUAAAGACCUCCCAUUCCAGCUUCUGACCAGGUCCAAGCCUCUCAAGGCUUCUAUUACGCUCGCAUCUUUCGGCUCGUCGACCCCAUAUAACAGCCAAGCGUUCAACCUAAAGAUCGAGAAAGACACCAGCAACCCACCCGUGAUCCCUUCCCCACCAGAGCGCUACACCAGCAAGCCCGAAAUCCACCACGUCUUCCGCGAAGAUCCCCGCCAGCCUCCCACCAUCAUCAGCCUGUUCUUUACACUCGCCAUCUUGGUCACAUUGCCAGCAUGGAUUGGAGGUGUGAUGUAUCUGGGCGGGAACUUUGACCACGUGGGCAAGGCAUUUGGUGCUAACCCGGUGGCACAUGGCUUGUUCUUCGGAAGCAUCGUCGCCAUGGAAGGCGUUUUCUUCCUAUACUACUCAAGCUGGAACCUUUUUCAGACUCUGCCUGUGGCUGCGGUGGUGGGAAUGGUGGCAUAUGUCAGUGGCAGCAGGGCCUUGACUGAGGUGCAAGAAAGACGCUUGGCUGGCGAACGAUAG
This is a messenger RNA of Fulvia fulva, 864 nucleotides long. RefSeq lists its product as uncharacterized. The coding region runs from base 1 to 864 and encodes 287 amino acids. The record is from RefSeq and is a predicted model, not a curated record. Gene Ontology annotation, cellular component: membrane; oligosaccharyltransferase complex. Gene Ontology annotation, biological process: protein N-linked glycosylation. Lineage: Eukaryota; Fungi; Ascomycota; Dothideomycetes; Mycosphaerellales; Mycosphaerellaceae. The transcript has 3 exons.